AUGUCGGAGUCCAUCCAGCCUGAGAAGUAUCGGGACCUCGAUACGGUGGCAUGUGAGGUGGCACGUAUCCUGGUCGACGAGAACAUCCACUACCUGCUCGUCGGCGGAUAUGCCACCUCCCUUGUCGCCGGUAACCGCAUCACUACGGAUGUGGAUUUCCUGGUCGAUGCGGACCCAUUCAAAGUUCGCACCGUGCUCUCUCAGUACCCUGGAUUCGAGGUUCAAUACAACAACCUGUUCUACAAGCUGAACGGCAAGCUUAUCAAAGUCGACACCUUCAAUAAGGACACCUUCAAGAUGCCGGAUUUGAACAGUGUUUACUCGAAGACAUUCCAGCCCCAAGAGAAGCCCAAUCGUCGACUGUCCGUUCCACUCCAGGUCAUGCACCCGACCAUGAUCUUCAUGGCAAAACUUCGCCGCUGGGUGCAUAUCGCUGACUCCACUCGCCCCGAAUCGUCGAGAAAGUGCCAGGCUGAUGAGAAGGACAUGGAGACCCUUCUGCGAUGGGCUGUCAACUGCGGCUUCAAGAUCGAUCUUGAUGGAUACAUCGGCAAGGAAAAGUCCGAGUUCCACGGGCCCCUUCAAAAGCUCUACUCUAGGGCUCCCUCCCUGCGCCCCCUACUGAAUCGUGCCCUGAAGCCUGCUGGCCAUUGUCCGUUCUCGAUACGUCUGAUCCAUUUGUUUGUUCGUGGACCUCUAGGGUCAUCAUGGUUGCUGGAUCUUUGGUUUGAUGAAAUCUCCACUCUUGGUUUUGCGUUUGCUUUUGCUUUUGCUUUUGCUUUUGCUUUUGCUUUUGCUUUUGCCUUUGCUUUUGAUUUUUGGACAUAA
Molecule: messenger RNA, 828 nt
Organism: Penicillium daleae
Lineage: Eukaryota; Fungi; Ascomycota; Eurotiomycetes; Eurotiales; Aspergillaceae
Exons: 3
Coding region: 1-828 (275 amino acids)
Source: RefSeq, a predicted model, not a curated record